CCAGGAGAUGUUAAUGCAGAAUUUUGCCAGGAAUAACACCCAGAUCCGUGUCUUGCCGGCGUGGCCCAGUGACUGGACGGGAUAUUUUAAACUGCUAGCGCCGUCCCAGACGACGGUAUCAGGGAACCUUACCGGGAAUAGAGUAGUGGACAGUUUAGUCGUUGAGUCUGCCGAUCGCCGGCAGGAUGUGGUGUAUGGCACGAAUUAGGGUUUUCUCUUACAGAAGAGCGAGUCAUGAAAGACGACAAUGAAGAGUAAGAAGGGAACUGACAUGACUACUAAGUGUCAUGGAAUUGUUGAACUAG
Messenger RNA from Aspergillus welwitschiae, 305 nucleotides. RefSeq lists its product as uncharacterized. The coding region runs from base 8 to 208 and encodes 66 amino acids. NCBI's taxonomy places the organism in Eukaryota, Fungi, Ascomycota, Eurotiomycetes, Eurotiales, Aspergillaceae. The record is from RefSeq and is a predicted model, not a curated record. The transcript has a single exon.